Talpa occidentalis (Iberian mole) is the source of this 2955-nucleotide messenger RNA. It is a transcript of the gene RGMA, whose product is annotated as repulsive guidance molecule BMP co-receptor a. Bases 264 to 1637 code for a protein of 457 amino acids. The record is from RefSeq and is a predicted model, not a curated record. NCBI's taxonomy places the organism in Eukaryota, Metazoa, Chordata, Mammalia, Eulipotyphla, Talpidae. Gene Ontology annotation, molecular function: coreceptor activity. Gene Ontology annotation, biological process: BMP signaling pathway. The transcript is spliced from 4 exons. Gene Ontology annotation, cellular component: plasma membrane.
CUCCCGAGCGCGGGCUGCGCCGCCCGAGCCUCUGGGCUAGGCAAGCACCGGCCGUUCGCUCCGGGGCCCGCUCCUCCGGGCGCUCGCGGGCAUGCAGCCCGGGAGCUGGCGGCGCGCCCCGGGCCGCUGCUGAGCCGGCCUGGGCAGCCCGGACCCGCGCCCGCCGAGCCCCGCCACCUCGUCCCGCGACUCAAGAGCGGCGCCCGGCACCCCCACUUCGCCGCAGCCCCACCAGCGCCAUCCCCCGCGGGCCGCAGGGGCUCAUGCAGCCGCCAAGGGAGAGGCCAGUGGUCACAGGACGAGCUGGAUGGAUGGGCAUGGGGAGAGGGGCAGCGCGCUCAGCCCUGGGAUUCUGGCCGACCCUCGCCUUCCUGCUCUGCAGCUUCCCGGCAGCCACCUCCCCGUGCAAGAUCCUCAAGUGCAACUCUGAGUUCUGGAGCGCCACGGCGGGCAGCCACUCCCCAGCCGCCGACGAUACCCCCGAGUUCUGCGCGGCGCUGCGCACCUACGCGCUGUGCACACGGCGCACGGCCCGCACCUGCCGGGGCGACCUGGCCUACCACUCGGCGGUCCAUGGCAUCGAGGACCUCAUGAGCCAGCACAACUGCUCCAAGGAUGGCCCCACGUCCCAGCCGCGUCUGCGCACGCUGCCACCGCCGCCCGGGGACAGCCAGGAGCGCUCCGACAGCCCCGAGAUCUGCCACUACGAGCGGAGCUUCCACAAGCACUCGGCCGCGCCCAACUACACGCACUGCGGCCUCUUCGGGGACCCGCACCUCCGGACGUUCACAGACAGCUUCCAGACCUGCAAGGUGCAAGGUGCCUGGCCACUCAUCGACAAUAAUUACCUGAACGUGCAGGUCACCAACACACCUGUGCUACCCGGCUCUGCCGCCACCGCCACCAGCAAGCUCACCAUCAUCUUCAAGAACUUCCAGGAGUGUGUGGACCAGAAGGUCUACCAGGCCGAGAUGGACGAGCUGCCGGCCGCCUUCGCCGACGGCUCCAAGAACGGCGGGGACAAGCACGGGGCCAACAGCCUGAAGAUCACGGAGAAGGUGUCGGGCCAGCACGUGGAGAUCCAGGCCAAGUACAUCGGCACCACCAUCGUGGUCCGCCAGGUGGGCCGCUACCUGACUUUCGCCGUGCGCAUGCCCGAGGAGGUGGUCAACGCCGUCGAGGACCGGGACAGCCAGGGCCUCUACCUGUGCCUGCGCGGCUGCCCCCUCAACCAGCAGAUCGACUUCCAGGCCUUUCACGCCAACGCCGAGGGCCCCGGAGGCCGCAGGCCCCCGGCGGCCGCCAGCCCCGUCCCCACGGCCCCCGACACCUUCCCCUACGAGACGGCCGUGGCCAAGUGCAAGGAGAAGCUGCCGGUGGAGGACCUGUACUACCAGGCGUGCGUCUUCGACCUGCUCACCACCGGGGACGUGAACUUCACGCUGGCGGCCUACUACGCACUGGAGGACGUCAAGAUGCUCCACUCCAACAAGGACAAGCUGCAUCUGUACGAGAGGACUCAGGAGCCCCCGGGCCGGGCCGCAGCUUCCAGGCCACCCCCGGUGCCCCGGCCCCUGCUGGGCGGGCUCCUGCUCCUCACCUUGCUCCCCGCCUUCCUGGCGGCCCUGGCCGCGUAGGGCAGAGAGCUGGGCGCACAGCCUGUCCCUGAACCCCGGGUCCCCGCUGGCGUCAGGAGGUGACCACUGGCCGGCGGGCAUUGGGACUUUACCUCAGAGCUGCCUUGGGCUGAUGGCCCAGGGCUGGGGUGUGCGGGCGCCCCUCGCCUGCUCUGGGGCCUCUGACAGGUUGUGGUGACUAGUGCUGUGAUGUUGGUGGAACUAGCCGGCCCCGCUGUGUGAAUGUGCAAAGCAGCCCCUCAGGCCGCAGCCCCCGCCCCGCCAGGGACACUGGGAGUGGUUGGGUCCAGCCCCCGCCCCUACCAUGCACUGAAAAGGCCACCAGGCCAGCACCUGCCCACCGGCCGCGCGCGCGCACACUUACACGAGCACACUCGCACACACCACGCCUGCAGGGCCAGCCGGCCACAAGGCUGGGCCCAGCCCAGGUCUCCUUACCCCUGGGGCUUCGGGACACCCGCAGGGCGGCCGGGCAUCUUCCAGAAGUCGAUGUAACCCUUUGGCCAAAAGGUGCCCUCCUGGUGCCUUGCUGCCCGGGGCCUCCGUGGGGGCCAAGGAAAGGCCAUCGUGCGCACCCCAGCUGCUGUGGCACGGGUUCGGAGCUCAGGCCAGCACCCCACAGCUGGGGACCAUGCAUGUUGGCGCGUGGUCUGAACAAUGCCACUCGUGGGGCCAGGCGCCCUCUCGGGCUCCUUCCCCACCCCCAUUCCCCACUGAGCUUAGGAAGUCAAGUCCUCGUGUCUAAAUGUCUAAACAGAAGCGACCCCGUGACCUCUGUCCCUUCCUUUCGGGCAGGGCCCUGAGCCAGGGAGUGUGGGCCGCAGGGCCUGGCAGGAGACCAGUGGACGGGGCCAGCUGGCCUGCCCUGAUCCUCUGCUCUCUCCCCACUCCUGUCCCGAGCCUCCUGCCUCUCCCUCACCCAUGUCUGCAUUCUGGGGAGAGCAGUGGGGUCUAGAAGGCCUGAGCACCCCUGGCCCAGUCCCUUCUUCACAUCCUGAGACCGCACAGCCAGGAGACAAUUGCUACUGGUUGCUGCUCCUGUCCCCCGCUGGCCCAGGCUGCCUGACCGUGGAGCCCCAAACUAGCCCCACGUGUGCUGCUGGUGCAGGGGCUCCCCCCACCCCACCCCACCCUGAGGGAGCAGCACCCAAAGGUGCAGCCCCAGCAGGCCAUCCUCCCAGAAGCCCUGCCGCCCCGCGCUAUCCUUCCUGCCCAUCGGGCAGCCCCUCUGUUGUCCCCAGGGACCUCUCAUACACUGGCCCGGGAGGCUGCGGACUUGUCCGGCCUCCCCCUCCACGAGGUCCCCUCUGCCGAACCA